AUGAGCCGCGGCGGGAUGAGCUGCGGUGGCGCGACGAGCGUUGGCAAGGCGAGCAAUGGCCGCAUCAUGACGGGCGGCAUGACGAGCGGGGCGGCUACAACGAGUCUUGGUGCAGUGGUCGCGAGCAGCGAAGGCACGCUGAGCCGCAAUUGCCCGCUGAGCGAUGGCACGACGAGCCAUUGCGCGGCGAGCAAUGGCCGCACCAUGACGGGCGGCAUGACGAGCGGCGCGGCUACAACGAUUCUUGGUGCAGUGGUCGCGAGCAGCGAAGGCACGAUGAGCCGCAAUUGCCCGCUGAGCGAUGGCACGACGAGCCAUUGCGCGGCGAGCAAUGGCCGCACCAUGACGGGCGGCAUGACGAGCGGCGCGGCUACAACGACUCUUGGUCCAGUGGCCGCGAGCAGCGAUGGCACGAUGAGCCGCAAUGGCCCAAUGGGCGAUGGCGCGACGAGCCAUGGCGAGGCGAGCAACGGCUGCAUCAUGACGGGCGGCAACACGAGCGGCGGGGCUGCGACGAUUGGGGCAGAGGCGAGCGCGACUGGCACGAUCGGCGCGAUGACCGGCGCGAUGACCGACGCGGCGAGGGGCAGCCUCAGCACAGCGGUCGCCGGGAGCGACCGCCGAUGCACGGAGCGCAAGGACGCGACGCACGAAUGUCGACCCUCGGAAGCUGACCUCUUUGAUAAGCCAGGCUGGCAGCGCUGA
Molecule: messenger RNA, 705 nt
Organism: Emiliania huxleyi CCMP1516
Lineage: Eukaryota; Haptophyta; Isochrysidales; Noelaerhabdaceae
Exons: 2
Coding region: 1-705 (234 amino acids)
Source: RefSeq, a predicted model, not a curated record